GCGUAAAAUGUAUAAUAUUCUGUGCCAAGCAAAGAGGUGCUAAGACAAUUCUUGUCAUUCAUUUCGAGCAAUUAUUAUAACUGAUUUUCAUACUACCGUAAUAUUUACUUCGAGUAAUGGCAUCCGAUGAAUAUCAAAUUCAAAAUAUUUACCGUUAUUCUAGAAAAUCUUUCAGAAAUCAUCAAGACUCUAAUAUAGAUAAUUACGCACCGAGCCCAAGGGAGGACGCAGAUUCUGACGCGGCCGAUUCAUCGCCCAGAAAUGACAUAAGAUUUGAUGAAAUAAGGCUUGCAAGCGCCGGCUGCAGUUGCGACCUAGACCCUGAAGCUGAUAUAGCUAACAUUCUUCAUAAAAAAUGUCCAGUCAUCGCCUUGGCCCAGCAGCAACUUCAGAAGCUUUUGGACGAAACAGAUAGAUUUCUUUGCGAUAAUGCGCGGUUGAAUUAUAAGUACGUUACAUUUACUAAAUGUAAAGUAUUUGAGAUCAGAUCUCCUUACGAUGUUGUCUGCUUAUGCAAAGAAACCUUAUUGAACUUAAACAAAUGGGAAUAUAUAAUUAUUAUUUUACUUGUGACAGCAUUUUUCAUUGGUUUAAUCAUAGGUGCAGCAUCAUGUAAGUCUCAGAAUGGUAAAUUCAAUAGCCAUUUAUUGACGUGCAUAGAUCAUUUUCUCACUUCUGAUGCAUACGCUACUGAUAAAAGUUUUCGUGCUAUCACAUAA
This is a messenger RNA of Papilio machaon (common yellow swallowtail), 719 nucleotides long. RefSeq lists its product as uncharacterized. The record is from RefSeq and is a predicted model, not a curated record. The transcript has 2 exons. NCBI's taxonomy places the organism in Eukaryota, Metazoa, Arthropoda, Insecta, Lepidoptera, Papilionidae. The coding region runs from base 117 to 719 and encodes 200 amino acids.